UUGUAGAGUGACAGUAAAGGGUGGAGGACCUGCCAUGGAAACUAUAAGGGGACUCAGAUUUCAAAAAUUUGGCGAUAGGCGGGACAAUUUCGAAAGCGGAGGACCUGCCAUGGAAACCACCGCUCCGGUUCCGAAGCUUCUUCUACAAUUAAUAUCAUCUGCUUUUCAAAGAUGCCGUUUAUCAGAAGAUCUCUGUAGAUUAUCAGUUCUUCUUGACCAAUCUACAAACAAUGAUCCUCCGAUUACAUGUAUUUCGAUUGCGGAUACGGGAAUUGGAUGCAAUUUGGAGGAAUUUCAGAUUUUGAGGUGCCCUAGAGAAUUCAAUGGAGCCAAGAUUUGGGAUGGGUUACUCUCCGUCAAAACGACUUGCUUUACUGACGAUGAGGUAUACUAUUAUCAUAUAAAUCUUGAUGAGUAUAUUGCAAACAAACGACUGAAAAGACAACCUUCUCAGGCUAAGAAUGGUGCAAAGUUUAGUGGGACGGAAGUAUCCCUGACUGUUUUUGGAAGUAUGGAUGUUCUCGUGGCACCGAUAAUUGGCUUCUUUCAAAAGAUGCUUGUUCUGCAGAUACCUAAUGUCACAAUGGAUCUGAUGGUUAAACAAGGGGAUUCUCCUGGUAAUCAAACUCAAUAUGUCUUUGCAGUGAACGCUGACAAAACUCCAUGCUUUACUGCCUCCAAUCUUGAACGGUUGAAGUCUGGUCUUGAGGACUAUGUUUUAAGGCAUGGAAACUGUUUGGAUACGAUGUGUGACUAUUGCUUUUCGGAUAGAGAGCAUCUGAAAGCUGGAAGUGGAACACUAUGCCAGGAAGACAAACAUAAGAGAGUUGGAGGGACGAUGGAAGUGGUGAUUGUGAUAAGUGACUUGCUAGAGACAACUCAGCAUUGCAGCAGAUCCUGCGAUGGAAAAACAGAGGUUUUAUACUUUGACAAUUUCUCACCUUCCCCUGUUCCACAUUUGGCCUUGAGCGCAUUGAAAAAGAUUGACUGGAAAAAUUAUGGUUUGAUCCUGGCGAAUGUGAAUGAUCAAGAUGGACAUGUGUUUCUCGAGUGGGAAAAUUUCCCUUCUUAUGUUCAAAUACAAAUUUCCCUCCAUUGGUAUCACAAUCAAUAUCCAGCAAGACAGAAGAAUGGGCCUGGUAUAAGUUUUUUGAAGAAAGGAAUGAAAAAUGCUUUGGAUAAUUUGAAGGCUAAACAUGAGGGUUUUCUUCUAAGCUCACAUGCUCGUAAGAUUUGCAGCUAUGUCCCUGACCUUGCAAGAUCAAUAGCAGGCCUAAUAUUCUCCUCUACUGAUUUGGACUUCCAAGGAGAUUGCCUAUCUGUUCUUGGAUUUCAGACUCAAAAAGUUGAACGUGACACAGUCGAGGACUAUAUCCAGAGAAAGAUCGUGACCGUUAUAGGAAUGAAUGAGAGGAAACCUCAGAAAGACCAAGAAGCUGCUCCUUUUCUGUUUUUUGAUGGCGAGUCUGAGACAUCAUUCUUUGAAGAUGAGGAAGUAGAAGAUCGAGAAAAUUCCACGCAUGAAUAUGAUGCUACGGAAACUAAAAUCAGCUUUAUACAGUUCAAAUGUCUGGCCACUAUGCUGCAGGAAUAGUGAAUAGGGCACUUUGUGAUUAACAGGCUUAACAUUAGUAGUAUAUUUUUUCUGUACAGCUUCACAGUGAUAUAUGUUUCUGAUCCGUACAUAGA
Molecule: messenger RNA, 1689 nt
Organism: Arabidopsis lyrata subsp. lyrata
Lineage: Eukaryota; Viridiplantae; Streptophyta; Magnoliopsida; Brassicales; Brassicaceae
Product: type 2 DNA topoisomerase 6 subunit B-like
Biological process (GO): reciprocal meiotic recombination; meiotic DNA double-strand break formation
Cellular component (GO): condensed chromosome
Molecular function (GO): protein-macromolecule adaptor activity
Source: RefSeq, a predicted model, not a curated record